UGGUGGCAGCCUCCACUGAGGGCACCAUGCCAGGCUGGAGGGCACAAUCCUCACUGCUCUGCCUGCUGCUCCUUUCUCAGAUGGGCCUGUCCCUGAACCCCCAGGUCAACACCUGUGAGGCCAAUGGCAGCGUCUACUAUGUUGGAGAGUGGUACUUUCUGGACUCCGAUCACUGCACCCAGUGUGAGUGCACCCCGGAGGGCCCCACCUGUGCCAGGACCGAGUGCACCGCUCUGCCCCCCGCCUGCAUGCACGUCAGCCACUACCCCACCGACUGCUGCCCGCGCUGCGAGAAGAUCGGCUGCGAGUACCGAGGGGACGUGUAUGAGCUCGGAGAGCACUUCCAGCCCUCGGAGUGCGAGCAGUGCACCUGUGACCUGGACGGAAUCGCCCGCUGCCUCGUAGCCGACUGCGCCCCCCCACCAUGUGUGAACCCGGUGUAUGAGAAGGGAGAGUGCUGCCCCCGAUGCAAAGAUGGUCCCAACUGCUACGCCGAUGCGUCUCAGAGCCGGGUGAUUCCCGCGGGGCAGUACGUGUGGGUGGACGCCUGCACCAAGUGUCGGUGUCACGAUGGGCAGGACGUCGGCUACUGGGAAGGAAACCGCCUGGCCAAAUGUGAGAAGACAAAGAACUGCAGUGCGGAGGAGGCACAGAACGUGUAGAGCCACGGGGCCCCCCAGUGUGGACACUGCCCCUCCCCCAUAGUUAUAUCUGUAGCACUGUACGACAUGGUGGCAGCUGAACACGGUCACCCCCAAUUAUACUACAACAUGGUGUACCCAGCAAUAAUCUGUUCGGACAGAGCAGGGGCGGGGCUACAGACUCCUCAUGGGUGGUGACAUUGCACAACCGAAACAAUGU
Molecule: messenger RNA, 861 nt
Organism: Bufo bufo (common toad)
Lineage: Eukaryota; Metazoa; Chordata; Amphibia; Anura; Bufonidae
Product: von Willebrand factor C domain-containing protein 2-like
Exons: 3
Coding region: 27-662 (211 amino acids)
Biological process (GO): negative regulation of BMP signaling pathway
Cellular component (GO): AMPA glutamate receptor complex
Molecular function (GO): protein binding
Source: RefSeq, a predicted model, not a curated record